This is a messenger RNA of Leishmania braziliensis MHOM/BR/75/M2904, 567 nucleotides long. RefSeq lists its product as hypothetical. The transcript has a single exon. The record is from RefSeq and is a predicted model, not a curated record. NCBI's taxonomy places the organism in Eukaryota, Euglenozoa, Kinetoplastea, Trypanosomatida, Trypanosomatidae. Bases 1 to 567 code for a protein of 188 amino acids.
AUGCCGUGGUACCUCAGCACCUUCCGCGUAGGCUUCUGCGCUAUUUACGCAUACUUUGGGUAUACCCAGGUUCGCUGGUUGGUGGAGGCCGAGGAUCGCUAUCAUCGCUCGAGCACAUGGAAACCUGCUGUCGGAACGAUUUUUGACCACAAGGUGGUCAUGACCCGUGGCGGCUCGAGCUACGUGCAGUAUAAGUUCAGCGUCGAUGGAGUCGAAUACAUCGGUGACCGCUUCCGUAGCGGUGGGAUCCACAAGGAGGAGAUGGUGUCGAACCCGACCCUGCUCGGCGCCGGCACGCAGCUGGUCGUCUACUACAACCCCGCCGACCCCUCUGAGAGCGCCAUCAAGCUUCAGCCAGACCGCGCCGCGGAGUCGGUGUUCGUCAUCGGCUCCCUCCUUUCGUUCCUCAUCGCCUUUCGCGCGGUGCGCUGCGAGACCAUCUUGCCGAACAUGUUCUACCGCUUCCUGGGAGUGAACCGGCGCGUUGGCGGGAUUUCAGGACUUCGACAGGCUCGCCUGCACUCGAAGCAGCGCAUGAAGUACGGCAAACACUCUGGUACCCUCUAG